UCGGCGAUGGAUAUGCCGGGAAUUUGAUGGCAAAGGCCCCGAUGACAGGCAGAGGCUACUGAUUCAUCCCACACUCGCGGGCUUUCUCUGUCAUCUGCUCUUGGAAGUAUGGCAGCCCUGCUCGCCAAUUCUGCAGUGUUGGGCUCUACGGUUGCCGCGUCUGCUGCCAGUUGUUCCGACCAUGAGUCUCGAGGGUAUGGAUUUCGAAACGGGCACUGCAAAGUCGGACGAUUCGGUAGAGGGAAUUAUCUCUCAAUCGGAGGAAGAGAUAAUUUCUCCAGCCCAUGGCCGAGGCUGAGCCGGGAUUCCAUGCGGAGUUUGGCUGUCUCCUCCUUUGAAUUGAUGCCACCUCCUAUUGAUAACGACCUUCAUGAAAUUAUGAGGGAUGAGGGUGCAGAAAUUGACGACAAUGGUGUCGUUAUGACUUUUGGUAAUGACGAUGAAGCGAUUGCAGCUGCAGAGCAAGGAGUUGCGGUUGUCGACAUGUCCAACUAUGGCCGCUUGAGAGUGACUGGAGACGACCGCUUGCACUUCCUUCACAAUCAAAGCACAGCAGAUUUCAAGACGAUGAAGGCAUCUCAGGGGUGUUACACGGUUUUCACAACGCCCACAGCGAGAACUAUCGAUCUCGCCAAAGCAUGGGUCAUGACCAAUUCCGUUAUCCUCGUGCUUUCACCAAGUACACGAAAAAGUAUCUUUGAUCGACUUAACAAGUAUAUUUUCUUCGCAGAUAAGGUGGAAAUAGAGGAUAUUACUGACAAGACUUACUUAUUCUCAAUAACGGGUCCAUCUAGUGACGAGCUUUUGAGGAAGCUCAAUCUCGAGGAGAUAAUCGGAAAACCUUUUGGGACACAUCUUCAUUAUGCGGUAGAAGGAACUCCUGUUACCAUUGCAGUCGGAAGUGGAUAUGCCGGAGAAGGUUACUCGAUGUUGCUUUCAACAUCCACAGCCGGAUUUGUCUGGGAAACACUCCUCAAGUCGGGGGCAGUGCCGAUGGGUGCUACCGCAGCGGAACGUCUUCGAGUUCUGCAAGGAAAGCCAGCACCUGGUAGUGAGCUCACUGAUGAUUACAACGUUCUGGAGGCUGGGCUUUGGAGGACUAUAUCAUUGACAAAAGGUUGCUACAUAGGGCAGGAGACCAUCGCAAAGCUCAUAACCUAUAAUGGAGUGAAGCAAGAACUCUGGGGAAUCGAGUUAGAAGCUGCAGUAACACCGGGAACCCCGAUUAUGGUGGAUGGCCAAAAGGUUGGCAAGCUAACCAGCUGCACAAUUGGCCGGGAUAAUUCAAAGUACUUCGGCUUGGGAUACAUCAAGAAUAAGGCAGGGGGUGCUGGUAUCCAAGUCGAUGUGGCUGGAGUUUCCGGAACGGUAGUGGACAUUCCUUUCAUCACAAGAUCGCUUCCUGAAUAGGUGGAGGUGAUUUUUAUGGCGUUGUAAAGUGGCUUUAGCAAAAACUAUUAAAAAAAUAUCAUAAUCUGGUGUAGGCUUCGUAUAACUUGCUCAAUCACUACAUUCCCCAGUGGUUCAUGUCUCUCCUUGAAUAUUAGAAAGGUCCAACCCUGGAAAUUUGUGGAAGUGUUUGCUCCAAUCCUUAUCAGUAGUUGCACUCCAAAUCCACUUCACGCCACUAAGUUAGUUAAGAGACGAAAAUGCUGGAUCCCAGUUGAAGAUUCCAAAUCCUCUUCAAGCUCUCGAGGCAAGGGAACACCUGAGCAAAAGCUAGAAUUGUGAGAUCCAAUCGCAGCCCGGGAUG
Messenger RNA from Marchantia polymorpha subsp. ruderalis, 1753 nucleotides. The record is from the annotation of a GenBank genome assembly. NCBI's taxonomy places the organism in Eukaryota, Viridiplantae, Streptophyta, Marchantiopsida, Marchantiales, Marchantiaceae.